This is a messenger RNA of Hyalella azteca, 1728 nucleotides long. RefSeq lists its product as uncharacterized. The transcript is spliced from 5 exons. NCBI's taxonomy places the organism in Eukaryota, Metazoa, Arthropoda, Malacostraca, Amphipoda, Hyalellidae. Bases 186 to 875 code for a protein of 229 amino acids. The record is from RefSeq and is a predicted model, not a curated record. Gene Ontology annotation, biological process: microtubule organizing center organization; spindle assembly.
UUAUAUUUAUAUCCACAUGCUGUGAUGAUAUUAGAUUAAAAAUAGAAUUAGAUGUACGUAUCAUAUGCAGAAUUGUGCUUUUAUAGUUCUUUUAUUUCUUGCUCCUAACAUGAAAACUUGAGCGGGAAAGGAUCUAUCAAAAUUUAUGAUUACCGGCACUUUCUUUACUGCCUGCGUCUGCCUCAAUGGUUCAGUACAUCAUGAUGACUCCAAUGGAUGUUUUGAUUUAUGCUCAUGCCGAUGUUGCCAACACACUUAAGCAGUUUGGCUUUGAAGCUCAGAAUUACACACCAGCAGAUGCUAUCGGGGACUCACUAAAUCUUCAACCUGGUGCUGAGGAUUGCUUCCCUUGGACUGAAGAAGAAGAUAAGAUUUCCUCAAGUGAUGUGGUUACAAAAACUGUCAAACAGCUAACCAGAUUGCAUGAGCUCCGCUCUGAACUUCACGAGGCCAAGAACAAAUUGCAUCAAGCCAGACUGAGCCAGCAGUCUUCUAACCUGCUCAACAUACAUAAUUUAGAGGAGCGAAUCAGCUGGUGUUCUGUAACCAUGGACCACUUGGCCAGCCUGAGCAGCAAGAGGGAUCUGCUACUGUACUACCUACAGCAGCCCCCUGCUCACUCCUGCCUGACCAUGCCACGCAAGCACCACCGUGAGUUUGAGGAGCUACUACAGGGUUUGUGUCAAAUCAUCAACAACACGUGCACCAAUGCCAGCCUCGUUCAGCGCUGCCCUGACAACUGCUUGCCUUCCACUAUAGAGAGCUGCGUGAGUGCUUUGUCCCAGCUACACGGGUCUCUGCGGAUGCUGCUCAUGGACUUAUCUUCACUGGAGCAACUUCCCAAUUCCCAGAAGAGUGUUCAGGAGAAAAGUUGACACUAACAUGCUUGCAUAAAUCAUGGAUUUUUGUAUAAUAGACGAAGCCGAUGAGACUUUAAAUAGUUAGAACGCUUAUUGGAUGUGUCAGUUACACCUGAUAGCUGAGCUGAUUCAGUAUUUGCUGUAUGUGUUUGACAAUAUUGUUGAUCUGAGGCUUCAGCCCAUUAAUAGCCAUGCUCUUCAGAGUCUGGAAAUUUCACGCCCCAUUUUUAUCGAGCGGUAAAUGUCUUGCCAAUUCUUGAUUGAUGUUAAAUUGUUUUAAAUUCUUACUAGAUUCUACUGAUAUGUUCCUUAUCUUUAACGAAAGAAAUUGGAAAGGAAACGGAUUUUUCAAGAAAGGAUGCCAUUUACUAAUUAAAGUGGUCAAACAGAACAACUAUUGUACAUCAUACAAACGCUUUACUGGUCAAGAAACUGUACUUUAGUUGAGGACUAAAAGGAAUAAAAUAGGUUGCGGUAGCCUAAGUAUCCUUUGGUAUGGAGGAAAUGCUCGGCCGAUCAGAGUAUCGACUUGCACAAUCCCGGGACAUGCACCGAUCACAAGAAGUUUUGUAAUGCGAAGUUAAUAAAUUGAACAAUAUCUGCAAUAUUUGUUCCUGUGAUGCACUGAAAUCUGGCAUUAAGGUUUCAGAGACGUAACUUGACCGGCAGUCAUUGUCACAGUUGAAGAUGAAAUGCAUUCCAGUAAAUACAAACUGGCCGCGCUAAAAAAACUCAACCAAUUAAACUGCUCUUGGCAACCGAUGUGAGGAUAAAUAAACGCACAAAACGUUCAGAAACUCGUAUUACUGUGGCCAUAUUCAUACUUAACUUUCAAGUUGUAACGCAAAUCAAAUAAAACAUUCAAGGA